GCCAGUCAGUUAGCACGAGGAGGUGCGGCAGGUGUGUUGGGGUACUGCUGUGUGACUUAUUUUUGUAUGCACAUCGUUGAUGAACUAACAGUGAACUGUGUAGGGCUGUAGUAAAAAAAAAACACAAUGUAUGUUAUUACCACGAUUAUACUCGUGCGUAUGGGAUUGUGCUACGGAUUGAGUUACGAUGACCUUGUGACCAUGGAAGCCGCCUGCUCACCCAUGGACUCAUGUGAACGUGACAAAACAUUAUCGCUGCCUCCCGAAUGGUAUAAAAAAAAUUGCUUUUGUGAUAAGAUCUGUGCGGAAUACGCUGACUGCUGCCUAGAUUCGAAAUAUUAUGAUAUGACAAGGCAUAAAAAGAACCUUAAGAAACACCAGUGUAUUCAUCUGCGGCAGUAUGGCGAUAUUUACACGACAGGAACGUGCAUGGAAGACUGGCAGGACGAGGACGUGUCCAAUCUGUGCCUCACAGGCUCCCCGCAGUCUAGCGGAGAAAGUCCUGACCCAGUAGGUAACCUGCCCGCCACCAGCCUUAACACUUUCAUCACUUACAACAACUACUACUGCGCCAUCUGUAACAAUGACACGCAGGCGCUGAGGGUGUGGCCGACACGCUGGGAGUGUUCCACCUUGAGUAAGAGCUUCACGAACCUUUCAACCCAAUAUGUGAUGACCAACAUAGAGUUUAGAAACCAAAAAUGGGGAGUGAACUUUAAUAAUACUGGAACAUUUGAAUUUCAUGAAUGUUCAUUAUUUCCUGUAUUACCAGAGAAGUUGAAGAACGCGACAAGAAAGUGUUCUCAAGCAAUCACGACGUGCGGGGAGGGAUGGGGAGAUGUGGACGUGGCUGACUUAUGCCAGUCUUAUACAGCCGUGGUUUACAACGAUACAGUUCCCUAUAGAAACCCUCACUGUGCUAGGUGUAAUAACGUCACCCUGGAACAAACAUCUUGUAGGUCUCAAGACAUUACUGGAAGAACGAGAAUUUUUGACUCGCAAGCUUUCUCUCUCUUGUUUGACUUCACUGACACCAGUGGCAGUAACGUGGUUGGGACAACUACAACCUGCCAAGAAUCAGAAAUAUGGGAUCCCUUCUUCAGAAAGUGCAGGAGUGUUGCAUGUAGCAAACGAAAUCAGAAGUUUCAGUACGAUAAAUGCGUCAUCGUCGGUAAUAUCAAUGCCGCUGUAAAUACCGAGCCAAAUAGAGUUCAACCCCCUACUUCUGUAUCCAUAGAUGGUGUAGAGGAGACUGGAAGACGCAAUAAACCCAGAGUGUUGCCGACGGACAACAGAGCAAUCAUCUUUCCUGACGAUACCACCCACAGAGCGCAGAUACAGGCUACAUCAGAAACAACACCACCGAGCAGCACACUAUCUAUCACUAACACAGCUGUUUCUUCGAAUGAAUCUAAUGAAUUUCUUGAAUGUAAUAAAAUACUUCUAUCUGAUAACGAAUUCAUGUUAUACGAGAACGGAACCGUGUUUGUUGAGGCUUAUGACCGCAUCUACCGUGUGGAGGAGUACGAGGUGAAUGAAGGUCACAUCCUGGUGUGUUUGCCACAGACUUCCAUAGAAAAGUUCUCUCAGUUGAUGGGUUGGGUGUCUCUGGCCGGUCUUGGGUUGUCAUGUGUGUGUCUUCUGCUCCAUUUGGUCGUCUUCGUGUUGGUUUCAGAUCUUAGGAACUUACCUGGAAUGAACCUGGCGUCCCUUUGCUUGGCUCUUCUCAUUUCGUAUAUAAGUUUCAUCACAAACGUUUUUGCCAAACCAAGUCCAAGUGGGUGCAUCGCCCUAGCUGCUGUUAUGUAUUACUUCUUCCUAUCCUCUUUCACCUGGAUGAAUACAGUAGCCUUCGACAUCUGGUACACUUUCCGACUAAUCAAAACAGAAUUACGAGUUUCAGGCGGAAAGCAGUGGCAGAAGUUUUUGGCGUAUUCCCUCUAUAGUUGGCUGUUGCCGGCCGUCGCUGUCACCGUUCUUAUCAUGUUCCAUAUACAACAGCCUAAGGGAAUCCCCGAGGAUUAUCUCCCUAGCCUGGGCAAACGCUGGUGUUGGUUUGGCCAUCGCAAGGCUCUGUUGGUGUUCUUUGCCAUUCCAAUGAUCACUAUCAUCAUCAUCAACAGCGUAUUUUUCAUCUGUACUGCCAGAAUAAUCACAAUGACUACUUCAGCCACCUCGACCAUAACUGCAAGUACGCACCACAAGAACCAAUAUAAGCUGUACCUGCGGUUGGCCGUGCUAAUGGGCUUCACUUGGGUCAGCGGCAUCGCAGCCGGCUACCUGCAGCUGGAGGCCGUUUGGUACGUCUUCGUGGUGCUCAACACGCUGCAGGGAGUCUUCAUCUUUUUGGCCUUUACUUGUAGAAGCAAAGUGUGGCGGACUGUGCGCUCCAGGUGCUGCGACAUCCUACAGAGAGUAGCAUCCUGGGCAGCUGGCCGCUCCCACCCCAACAGCCCCGUCGUGGAGCUCACCGAAACUCCAGACCACCAGUCACCUUCGCCCAUUACCUCCACUGAUGAGAGAUGACUGUCCUGUAGUACAAGUAAGCGUCAUUAUCAAAAUACGAAAUGAAUUACAUCGUCAUCACUCUUGACGAACACUCAGUUCCCAGAGGCAGCAAUCAUCAUAACUACCACAAGCCAUCGAUCUUAAUGCCUAUAUUUAAAGUCAUCCACUGUUCCAGUAUUCAUCGUCAUCAUAUAUAUUCUUUUAAUACCUUGUCUCUCUAAGUCUGCAUUUUGUUACCAAGGUUUGAGAGUACCAUCUUUUGGGUGUUAUUUUGGGUUGUCUCGGUAAUCUCCUUAAAACAGUAAUAUAUUUGUUAUUUAAUUCCUAACUUAUUGUGUGUGUGUGUGUGUGUGUGUGUGUGUGUGUGACAUGUUUAUAAACUUCGUGAGCAGAUCAUAUUUUAAAUCUUUCAUUCAUUAACUAUAGGUACAUUCGUUCACCUAAAAUGUUUUAUUUAUAAACAUCCAUCACUUAAAUAUCACUAAUCGAUAUGUAUUAUACGUUUAAAAAAAUAUAUUAUCUUAUGUAUUUCAAAUUUGUA
Homarus americanus (American lobster) is the source of this 3049-nucleotide messenger RNA. RefSeq lists its product as uncharacterized. Gene Ontology annotation, cellular component: membrane. Bases 127 to 2526 code for a protein of 799 amino acids. NCBI's taxonomy places the organism in Eukaryota, Metazoa, Arthropoda, Malacostraca, Decapoda, Nephropidae. The transcript has a single exon. The record is from RefSeq and is a predicted model, not a curated record. Gene Ontology annotation, molecular function: G protein-coupled receptor activity. Gene Ontology annotation, biological process: G protein-coupled receptor signaling pathway; cell surface receptor signaling pathway.